Messenger RNA from Cornus florida, 2408 nucleotides. RefSeq names its product ubiquitin carboxyl-terminal hydrolase 24-like. Gene Ontology annotation, biological process: protein deubiquitination. The record is from RefSeq and is a predicted model, not a curated record. The transcript is spliced from 7 exons. NCBI's taxonomy places the organism in Eukaryota, Viridiplantae, Streptophyta, Magnoliopsida, Cornales, Cornaceae. Gene Ontology annotation, molecular function: cysteine-type deubiquitinase activity; cysteine-type endopeptidase activity. Gene Ontology annotation, cellular component: cytosol; nucleus. Bases 427 to 2073 code for a protein of 548 amino acids.
AGUUGCUUUUCCCAAACAAUGCCCUAAUGCUGUGUAUACAACCGCCCCCAUCUUGUGAAAAACCUAGACCUGAACCUAAACAGCAUCAGAAAAGGGAGUUAACCUCUCUCUCUUCUCUCUUCUUUUCUCUCUCUACACACGUUACGGUCGAUGCGCGUUUGGACAAUCAGAUCCUCUGCUAAGCUCCUUCAGGGCCAAAGGGAGGGUUCAAUUCGUAAAUGGUCUGUUCCUCUUUCUCGAUCUCAAUCUCUCCAUAUUUCAUGUCUUCCAUCGACAUCUCUCUCUCCAGUGCUCUCUCUCCGACAAAGCGGCCUCAAACCAUAGUUUCUGAUUCAUUAUCUAUACACCUCCAUUGUCAAUUUCGUCGGCAAAAAUCUACUAUCAGUUCAAGGGUUUUGUGUUCAAAUCUUCAAUCAUCAGUAUAACAUGAGUGGUUCUGAGCUAUUAGUAUUUGGGUCGUUCACUGAAGAUGAAACCAAGUCAUUGCUGGGACAGUCAUCUAAAAAUGCUGAAAAGCCCGUGGAAAAGAAAGAGCUGCAAUUUGGUUCAACGAAUUUCGUAGGUGAAAUAUCUUUUGGUGGAUUCAGUGAAGAACCACUCAAACAGCUGGAUUCUUCAAAAGUGCCAGUAGGUUGUCAGCCCUCUAAUAUCCAAGGAGACAAUAAAGGCAGGAGUGUAAAAACAGAAAAUGAUCUCUUGGCUGGAGCCUUGGGAAGUUUAGAGGAAAAUGGAGGCAUUCAGAAUUCUGCUCAUUGUUCUACCCUUAGUAAUGGCAGGAAAGAAUUUCAAAUUAAAGAUAGCAUUGGUUUAAGUCCUCUACAAGUUUGUGAAAAUGAAGAUGGCUCUCCAGUUGAAUCCUCUGGCUUGGAACCAGAAACCCUUGAUGGAAGCCCAGAGAAAGGACAUUCAAAUGGUACCAUUGAUAAUUCAUCUGCAGAACCGCUCUUUGAAGAGAAUACCCACAAGGCAUCUAAUGGGUCUGCUAUAACUGUUAGACACUUAUUACCCAGAGGCUUAAUCAACUCAGGGAAUCUGUGCUUUCUUAAUGCAACUCUGCAGGCUCUUCUAUCCUGUUCUCCUUUUGUUCAGCUCUUACAGGAACUAAGAAUUCGCAAGAUUCCUAAGGCUGGCUGUCCAACAUUAGCUGCAUUUGCUGAGUUUGUCUCUGACUUCGACAUGCCCUGUGGUGCAAGCUCAAACAAAAAAGAUAUGACUGUUCUUGAAACUGGUAGUUCUUUUCGCCCUGCCAUGUUCGAAAAUGUGCUGAAAAAAUUUACUCCUGAUGUACUUUGUAGCAUCUCAGGCAGGCCAAGACAAGAAGAUGCACAGGAGUUUCUGAGUUUCAUCAUGCAUCAAAUGCAUGACGAAUUACUUAAGCUUGAAGGAAAAUUAUCAAGGUUAAAUGGAGGAAAAUCAUCUUUGGUUUCUUCAGGGGAAGAUGAUGAAUGGGAGACCGUUGGCCCAAAGAACAAAUCUGCAGUUACAAGAACACAAAAUUUCGUUCCUUCGGAAAUAAGUGCAAUUUUUGGAGGACAACUGAAAAGUGUUGUGAAGUCAAGAGGAAAUAAAGCUUCAGCUACUGUUCAACCAUUUUUGCUGCUCCAUCUUGAUAUUUCUAAUGAAGGUGUUCAUACUAUUGAAGAUGCUCUUCGUUUAUUUUCUGCACCAGAAACACUUGAGGAAUACCGUACAUCAGCUAUUGGAAAGACUGGCAUUGCGACUGCCAGAAAAGCUGUAAACAUACAGUCACUUCCCAAGAUAAUGAUAUUGCACCUGAUGCGCUUUGGCUAUGGAAGUCAUGGAAGCACCAAACUACAUAAACCUGUGCACUUCCCUCUUGAACUUAAGCUAGGUCGUGAAUUGCUUGUUUCUCCAUCAAUUGAGGGCCGGAGAUACGAGCUUGUUUCAACAAUAACCCACCAUGGUAGGGAAGCCUCAAAAGGGCAUUAUACUGCUGAUGCCCGCUACUCCAACGGGCAAUGGUUACGGUUUGAUGACACAUCUGUUACUGCCAUUGGCACAAGCAAGGUGUUGCAUGACCAGGCUUAUGUUCUUUUGUACAAACAAGCAUGAGAUUAAUUAUGGAGAUUCAUAUUCAGUUAUACCCCCACAGAAAAGGAAGUUAUGCAAGAAUCUAGUUAGUUGUGGAGAUGAUAUGAUGUGAUAUAUAUAUUUUUUUAUUCCCCGGAAGUUGAUGGUAUGAUCUGAUUGAUUGCCACUUGUACGUUUAGCCAGGGCCCCAUAAUCACAACACAGGCCCUCAUGGUGAAUGUUGGGAUAGAUAUCUCUAGUUGGGAAAAAGUAGCUGAUUUUUGAAGUGUUUUGGGAAGCACAUGUUGAUGUAUAUGUCACUUCUUUAUCUAUUUAAGGCUUUAUUAUUUCUAUACAAUCAUUUCUUUUCUCAAAAA